AUGGGCAACUCAGACUCAAAACUCUCUCCCUACCAGCUCUCAGACGAAGAGCUCCAAGCUAUCCCUACAAUCAUCCGCAUGACAUACCAAAGCUCAUGGAGGAAAUAUGCCUGCUGCUUCACAAGCAGAAACAUCAGUCUUGGUCCACCCGACGCUGAGCCCAUGUAUACCCUUAGCUUCCUUCGAGGUUUAUACGGCGAUAUCAUUAUCCAUAAGGGUCCCAACUCCGACUCGGCUCCCAUCGCAACAUCUUCAAGAAUCAAGCAAUACCACGACGAUUACCUCAUCACACUACCCUCCCCUACAGGCCAUGGUGUCCAUGAAGAGACUCUACGCCGACCCCAGGGACUGAAGGGUCGUUUCUGGUUCGGCUGUCUAGUCGGUAACGGUCCAGAGCAGCGCGUCGAGCGUUUUGAAUGGCGUCGCUCGCGCGGUGCUGAAGUCAAGAGUGUCGGACAGUCACGAUGGGGUGGCUACAAGCUCGUGCGUCUCGGAAGCACCGACACCAAGGAGGAUUACUCGUCCAGCGAGGAUGAUCUUGCUGAUGAGAAGAGCAACAGCGGCGAGGGUUAUACCAGUGACGGCAAGGAGAUUGUGGCAGUCUGGGGAAAUGCCAGCUGCUGGAAGACCAUGUCUGGCGUUGGAGAGCUUCAGUUCCGAGGAAGCGGUGCGACAGGCGAGUUGGGAAAUAUGUGGGCUCUUAUGACUGUCAUGAGUUGCAUGUCUAUCUGGCAAAAGGUCCAGAGGGAUAACGCUACAGCUGGUGCGUCGGCUUCUUCAGCUUCUGCUAGUUCAGCCGCGGUUGCUGCGGCCGUAUCCUAA
Molecule: messenger RNA, 822 nt
Organism: Fusarium coffeatum
Lineage: Eukaryota; Fungi; Ascomycota; Sordariomycetes; Hypocreales; Nectriaceae
Exons: 1
Coding region: 1-822 (273 amino acids)
Source: RefSeq, a predicted model, not a curated record